AUGCAAAUAGUCAAAUUUCAAUAUCCAAAGUUAAAUAAUCGUGCUCUGUCAUCAGAAAAUUGCUUGUCACAUAUUUAUACCGAAUUGGAAGGUGUUCAAAAGGGAGCUUCGUCACAGACACAGGUAAUCACUCAAAGUUCUAUCUGUUCAAAUAGCGAUAUUAUCGGCUUGGCUUUUCAGGGCGAUAUAUCAGUAUCCGGAGUCUACUACCCUUAUGCUCCAUCUAAUGGGCAGAAUGUCCCUCAAGUAGCUUUCAGUGGUCCGUUAGAUCUGCAAAAUUUAGUCCAGGAAGGCCAAAUCUACGCGGCAUGGGAGAAAUAUAAUUCACAGAUGGUGCUUGUCUGGUAUUUUGGUCAGCUCCAUCUUUUCAGGAGAGAUGGUAUAAAUAAAUUGUGGUGGCCUGUGACAGAGAUAGGCUCAACAGAACAUAAUGGUGCUAUUAUCAUAAACUUUUUGCGACAUAAUUUAGGAUUAUUCAAACAGUUGGAUCUGAAAAUCGAAAGUUCUCGUCCACAACGAAGUCUAUUUGACUAUUUUUGGCGGCCAUCACCCAGCGUCCAGCCUAAUAAGGAUAUAAGCACGAAUAAAUUAAUGGCCGAAGUUAUUUCCACGGAAUUUAAGAUACCGCGAAAAGUCUCGCUUAGUUAUUUAAGUUCUGAUCGUGGGAAAUGUUUCGACUCAAAGAGUAUAAAGCUGGCUAGCUUUUAA
Molecule: messenger RNA, 708 nt
Organism: Blumeria graminis f. sp. triticale
Lineage: Eukaryota; Fungi; Ascomycota; Leotiomycetes; Helotiales; Erysiphaceae
Source: the annotation of a GenBank genome assembly